AAACAAUCAAACAACCAUUGACAAACCACACAGUGGAGACAGGAAGCAACUCUGAUGCCGCAAAUGGAAAAGCAACUUCCUCCACCAUUUCUCUGAUAGCUACUGCUGUCAGCUCUGGAGAUCCCUUCAUGGAAGGCGCCUUGAUGUUGAGGGGCAUAUGAUCCAAGGAAUAGGAGCUACCCUCAUCAAUGAACCACUCCUGCCCCCCCCCCCCCCGCAUUUCCCAGUCGCUGUAUAGCUCGGACGCGUUCAGUGCUUCCUCGUAAAUAAUAAUAUUCCUCAAACAUCUUGGUUUCUUCAGGAUGCCGCUACGACAGAUGACAACCUCAAGCGUAGACGAGAUGGAGGACGCUCACAUGUGUCUCCGUUGCAAAGCUAUCAUCGUCGGCCUCAGCAACUAUGUCACUCACAGGAGGGCAGGAUGUACCACCGCCACUCCCCAGGACACCCAGCCGCACACACAGCAACCACAAACACACACAGCUGGAAAGGCCUUUGAACGAGAGGAAUCAAGGAAAGACGUCGUGCAGUUCUCGGGCAGCAGAAACACCUUUUCACACGACGACAAUAAGUUCUCUAGCCAGGAUGGCUCUCAUGAAAAGCUGAGCCAUCAUGAGGAUAAUUUAGACGGCGCCAAAUAUAUGUCACCGGCCUCGGUGUCAUUAGAAAAUUGCUACAUGAGGCGACCCGUAGAAGAAUCACAGGACCAGUCACUAACCAAAGUGGAAGUGCGACCUGCCGAGGACCCUCCAGUCACCAGAGCAGGAAUAGGGCGCCUUCAUGACUCUUACACAGUCAUGGAAGACCUUACUGGUGUUAUACCACAGUCCCAUGCCGACACUCAGAUAAGCAAUGGUCUUACCUCACUGAAGGCUAAAUCACAAGAUUCUCUCGCCCUGAGUCAUAGACAAAACCCAGCCCAAGUUCCCUUUACUAGUUACAGCGAUCCCCUCUUGCCGCAUGGUCAAGAGCCUUCUAACAUUUCACUCUUUAGACACUUUGACACAUUUAACAAUCCCAAUAAAGUGACACACGAAGGAGAGUCAGAAUCUCACAGCGAAACUAUUGCUCUGUUUAAAGUUGCUUCUACGUCAUAUGAUCUUGAGAGCCAGAAUUUUGAAUCGAGGUAUUCCGAGUUUUAUAACCUUCAGGCCACGCCACAUGAACCACUCUUGACUACAGUUCCAGCGCUAGAACAGUGCAAAGUUAAAAAAGACACACGGAUACUUAAGAAAGUUGAAGAAAUUCUUGAAAAUCGAAGCGGUAAACAGAGGGAUCUAGACAGAGAGAAGGGUAACAACCAAGAGAUAAGAGACGCCGGUGGGGAGUUUAGAGAAGCUAAUCUCAAGUAUAGUGAGCCUCAGCUGUCUCCUGGGAACGAGAACAUUGCUCAGGACAAGCCGGAACUUCGUCAAGACGACUUUCUCUCGUCUCUUGAGCUCAGGAGUAGUGUUAAGGCAACGAGAAAGAGACGCCACGACGAUGACGAAGAGUUUGACGAAGACGAGGACGAUGACAUAGGACCUCCGCAUCACCACACCGGGGGUAAAUGGAGACCAGGAAGCCAACCACCGCCCUCUGUUGGGGGAAAGUGGAGACCAGCUACACCCAAGAACGAACUGGAGGACGAGGUGGAAAUGGAAGAUGAUGAGGCAGAGGAGGAAGAAGAUGCACUAAUGUCACCUCCCCCGACAUACACUAAAGGAAAGUGGCUUCCAGGCAAAAAAAUAACUACCAUUAUAAAAGUUGGGAGGAGUGUAGAGCACCAAUGCGACGUUUGCAACUGGACCCUCAAGAGCAAGGAGACAUGUGAACGUCACGUGAAUUGCGAGCACCAGGUUAUCAACAAUAACAAGGCAUCAGGGAAGAAGGUAAUUAAGACAUCUAAAGAGAUUCCUUCUGCUGCAGUUACCAGCAGACCCGUCAGAUCUAAGAAGCUGGAGGCGAAAGGCUUCUUGAAGUCAACCAUUGCACAGCUGAAGAGCAGAAAAAUUAUAUCUCUUGAUGAAAGUAAGAACAACAAGGCAUUAAACAGAACAUGCGGCAGUAUACGUAAAAAUGCAAAUGCACCUCUUGCUGAUAAGACGUUACUUAAUGUGAAGCAAGAAAUGAAGCAGGAAGUAAACGAGGACGAAGAGGAGGAAGUAAAAAAAGUAUCAUUGGUUACUCCGAAAUUACUAUGUCCCAUUUGUAAACUAUCUUUCGGGGAAGCUUAUGCAGCCCUACACUUCGCCUCACUGGCUCACAUUCAUAACGAGCUAGAGUACAAGCAAAACAGGUGUGAUGAAAUUGAUGCUAAUUUUAAUCAAAUAAUUCUCAGUAACUUUGGCGCUAUUCUAAAAACUUCGCCGUUUUUCUGUAGUGGAUGUAAGUUCUACUGUAACUUGCAAGACGAUUUUUUGGCUCACAUGAAAACUCACGUAGAUGAUCUUGAAGACGAUGAGGUUAAGACCUUUUAUUCUUGUUCUGUCUGUACUGACGAGGAUGAAAUGCGACUACUGGGAGUCCUGCGGCAUCUGCACACACCUCAUCAUUUAGACAAUGCACGGGACACCGUGUUACAGGCGCGUCAAGUAAUAAUAAGCAGCAGGACGGCGGUGGUGUGUCCGCUGGGAGAUGGAACCUUCAGAACCAUGCGGGAGUACCGAACCCAUCGCAGGGUUCAUCACCAAGAACCCGGCUUCCAGCUCAGUCACCAACGACUCCUGCGAUGUCCUCAGUGUUCUUUCAAAGCAUUACGGGAGCGGGAGAUUCGUACGCACAUUAGAGAGGAACACGAGGAUAAAAACUCAAAGAGAAAUUCUUAUCACUGUUUCGUGUGCGGACUCGCCUUUGCUACACAUCGUCAGGCUGAGCUCCACAGACGAUCGGCUGAACACAGGACAACACUGGGACGUCAGCGAGGUCUCUCUGUGGUUAGGACAUGCAGUCUCUGUUACUUAGAGUUAGAGGACCUGCCUGCACUGCGGCGACACAUGUGUCAGGAACACCAGAAGCACUGCACACCUUGUCACUUGUGUGGUGUGGUGCCUCCACUCCGCUCAGACCUGGCACAGCACCAGCGGGUCUGUUGCGGCCUCCCGGCUGACCUGACGGGUGAUCAUAAGUGUGACCUGUGCACCUUUAAGAAUGACUUGUUGGCGCAUGUGCUGGCGCACAAGACGCUUGCACACGGUCAACGUGGAGCCGACGGCCGCCACGCCUGCCAUAUAUGUAAGACCAAGCUACGUUUCUCGUCCGUCAAGGGCCACAUGCUGAGUCACAGCAACGAGUGGCCUCAUGCCUGCCACCUGUGUUCCAGGAAGUUCCCCCAACAAGAGUGGCUGGAGCGUCACCUGUGUGUUGUGCACACCCGUGGUGGUGGUGAUUCCCACACCACCCACGGUCCUGCCCUCUGUGACACUUGUGGCAAGACUCUCUCUAACAGAUGGCACCUGUACCGCCACCAGAUGGAGGUGCACACCCACACCCACCUCUCACCACCUGCCCACAAGGUGCAUACCCAUCUCUCACCGCCUACCCACAAGGCACAGACCCAUCUCUCACCACCUGCCCACAAAGACUCGCAAGGUGACUCGCUUCAGGAAGCAGAGUCCUCUAGCUCUUCCUCCCAACGAAGUCGCAGAAGUAGAAGGCUCCCAAAUGCAACCUCACCUGUCUUAUGUGACGUGUGUGGCGUCCAGUGUGAGAGUGCCAGUGUCCUCAAGGUGCACCGAGGUUCCCACAAACGUAGUGCUGGAGACCAGUACGACUGCCCACACUGUAACUACUCUACCACCCACCUCCCCCACCUCCGCCGCCACCUGCGCCUCCACACCGGAUCCACCCCCUUCUCCUGCCCCUACUGUGCCUAUGUCUGCAAUAAUCAGGAGAACUUGCGGAAGCACAUGUUGAAGACGAAGCGUCACCCUGGUAGGUUUAUGUACGAGUGUCGCCUGUGUGUGGUCAGCCAGGAACCUCCAGCAGGAUACCACGAAGUAUCCAAGACUGUGUGUGUCAUUAGUGAGGAUACUCCUGCAGGCCACCACCACGUCUCCACUUCUCAGAACCUAAACCUUGAGUCCUCUCAGCCUCUAAAUCUUGCUUCAUCUUUACAAACUCUCAGUCAUGUCUCAUCUAACUCUCAAUGUCUGAGUCUUGAUGUAUCUACCUCACAAUCCCUUAAUAUUGACACUACCACAUCUCAGACCUUUUGUCUCGGUUCGUCUGCCUCUCAGUCACUUAAUAUUGGCUCAUCUAAUUCUCCUUCACUAAAUCUUAGCUCAGCUAUCUCUCAAACCCUCAAUCUUUGCUCAUCUACCUCACAAGACCUCAAUAUUAGUUCGUCCACCUCUCAAUGCCUCAAUUCUGAAUCCUCUUCCUCUCAUCCCUUGGAGUCUGGAAACUCUAAAACAGUGAAUCUGUGUGUUCCCAAAUGCUUGAGUAUUGACGAGCCGCAGCCCAUGAGUCAAGAAGUACCACUGUGCUUUAAUGCUAAAGUCCCUAGCACUCUGGAUUCCAAGAUCCCACGAGAGCUCGAGCAUGACGUCUUCAAGAGCAACUACGCCAAGGAGUUUCAGGCACAUCUUCUGGAGAAGCACAGGGGAGCCUUCGAGACCAAGGAAGACGUGACAUCACACAUCCGGAGUUACUACCGUGCUGAGGAUGACGCUACCGUAACUUCAACUCCACUACCCUUCGUGCACAAGCAACGAUACAGACGAGCCUCUUGUGGGCGGGAUCCUAAGAGUGAGCAUCCGGACGAACCUGGUAGUGAAGACACUGAAGAAGGCGACGAAGAUGUCCUCUCACAGAUCAAAGAUUCCUUGGACAUCGGGAUGUAUGUGAGUGGCAACAAGGAUGAACGAGGACCUGAGGGCAGGGAAGCUGCUGAGGAGAAGACUGUUGAGGAGGAAGAUGAGAAGGACAGGGAUGAAGAAGGAAGUGUGGAAAGAUGCGGAGAUCUGCAAGGAGGAGAGGGCAAAGAUGCCACGUGUGGCAGUGUCCGUCUUGACGCAGGUGUGGCAGUUGUUGCUGAUCGUCAGAUACACCCCGUAGCCUCAAGUCGCAGUUCCCGGUCUUACUUACGUCCAGUCAGCCGCCCAUCUAUCCUGAGGCCCACCCACGCCCACGGUGGCACUCACCAUCCACUGAGGAUAAUGAUCCAGCACCUUCCCGAGGGAGGCUCGGAUGAAGGCGAAGAUGACGGCACCAGGCAAGUGAUUCUUAUCUUGCCGGAUAAAGUGGGCGAGCAGCCUGGGGAAGUGGCUGCCCUCUUGCCUUCCUUGGGUCUGACUGCCACCCCUGCCGACUGUGUCUCCAUCGCCACGGUCCAGCCUAAACAUUUUCAGCGUCACCUGCAGCAGCACUCUAGCCAGCAGCUGCAAGCUGCAAGUCGAGUUUUGUCUCAGGAAGAACACAUGGUAGCAAGAACGUCUCACGGGCGACCACAGGACACCAAGAACCCAGUUGAAGCAGCAGUCAUUGUUCAGAGUGACCAGGUGAUAACUCUAGACACCCAGGUGGUGGCGGAUGCUCUAGGAUCAGGAGAGUCGAGGGUGUCAUCCCAGCAUCAGAACGCGGUGGUGUUGUGUUCUCAAACGAAUCAGCUUCAACAGCAACAAGUCCUUCAUGCAACACACGUUUUUAACCCUCUACAAGUUGUCGCAGAAGCUGCAGAAGUGCUGACACAAGGUGAGGAUAUCGUUCGUCAGACUCACAACGUUUUAACACAACAGGUUUUGGCUCACACUUCAGAGGCUCGAGAGAUACUUACUCAAAAUCCGCCUCAAGAAAUUUUGCAUCAACCUCAAAUUACUCAAGAAUCUCUAAGUCAGACUCCCGUUGCUCAAGUCUUAACUCAUCCUCCAGUUGCUCAGGAGAUUCUGACUCAAGCUUCUGAUACUCAGGAAUCUCAGAUUCUGGAGGCCACAAUAUUUGAGUCAGCAGGAGGUGUGCAACAAGCAGGGACCAGCAGAGCUCAGGACCCACCCAUCAUCCUGCAAGAUGCAUCGUUGCAGUUUAUGGGUGAGCGAGUCAUACCUCCAGGGGGUCAACUGAAACGUCACGGUGAUGAAGAAGGCGCUGGCGAAAUCAUAUACUCCUUCACUCUGCAGUAGUCCUUAUACUGACCUGGAAAUUCCCUCAGAGUGAAGUCAAUGGUGUUAGAAAUAUAACACUUAACAGUUCACUAUAUUAAGAGAGUUCCAGUUAAUUAUCAAUUGUAUGUUUUCACAGUGUUAUGCACAUAUACAAUGUGCAAGAUUUCUUCCACAGUGUUCGUACACUGGUUUUAUGUUGAUGUUCGGUUUCCUGCGUAAUUACAUCAUCUCAGUAAGUUACAUGGAUAUACCUUAAUGGUAUAUAAAUGAAUGUAUAUACCGCUAUAUACUUUAAAAUAUUUUUUUCAGAAGUAGUCGCACGACUUCCUUUACUUCCCCCUAUUGAGUGUAUAUGUAUAUACCGACUCUGGUUCUGCAUAUGUGACUAUGAGAAUUAACAUGGCGUGUAUUUUGUUUCUGUCAAACUAGCCUACCGAUCUGACAUCUCUGAUAAAUUAACGUAGCUUAAUCCUACCCAACUUAUCCGGAGUCAACCUACAUUUGAGCCAAAAAAAAAAAUGAAUCCGUAUCGUUACCAUGUUGAUAUAUAUAUGGACCAUUAGAUAUACAGUGUAACGCACUUCAAAUUAUCUUUCUUCUCCCCUCCCCCCUUUUUUUA
Cherax quadricarinatus is the source of this 6699-nucleotide messenger RNA. RefSeq lists its product as uncharacterized. Gene Ontology annotation, cellular component: nucleus. Gene Ontology annotation, biological process: regulation of transcription by RNA polymerase II. The record is from RefSeq and is a predicted model, not a curated record. Gene Ontology annotation, molecular function: DNA-binding transcription activator activity, RNA polymerase II-specific; RNA polymerase II cis-regulatory region sequence-specific DNA binding; zinc ion binding. Lineage: Eukaryota; Metazoa; Arthropoda; Malacostraca; Decapoda; Parastacidae.